Penicillium oxalicum is the source of this 1299-nucleotide messenger RNA. Its product is annotated as isovaleryl-CoA dehydrogenase. Gene Ontology annotation, molecular function: flavin adenine dinucleotide binding; 3-methylbutanoyl-CoA dehydrogenase activity. The transcript is spliced from 6 exons. Gene Ontology annotation, biological process: L-leucine catabolic process. Lineage: Eukaryota; Fungi; Ascomycota; Eurotiomycetes; Eurotiales; Aspergillaceae. The record is from RefSeq and is a predicted model, not a curated record. The coding region runs from base 1 to 1299 and encodes 432 amino acids.
AUGGCUUCCAUCACAUUUCCCUCUCUCCUACGCACAUCAGUGCGGUCGGUUCGACCGCGUGCUGCUCUCCCCGCAAUUACCCCAAGGUUUUCGCGAUUCCUGUCGACCAAGCAUCCUGCCGGCUUCGAGCCUCCAACGGAGGAGGACCUCCUGGAGCUUCGAGAACGCGUGCAGGAAUUCACCCGCCGAGAGAUUACUCCCGAAGUUGCCGCGCAAACGGAUCAAAUGAAUGAGUUCCCUGCCGAUAUGUGGAAGAAAAUGGGCGAUGCUGGGUUUCUGGGAAUCACAGCCAACGAGGAAUACGGUGGUCUUGGCAUGGGCUACCAGGCCCACUGUGUUGUAAUGGAGGAGAUCAGCCGUGCAUCAGGAAGCAUUGGCCUUUCGUAUGCCGCACACUCUCAACUCUGUGUGAACCAGCUGUCCUUGAAUGGAUCCGCUGAACAAAAAGAGCGCUUUUUGCCUGGACUUCUAUCUGGCGAGAAGAUUGGUGCGCUCGCCAUGUCUGAACACUCAGCGGGCUCUGAUGUGGUCAGCAUGAAAACUACCGCCAAGGAAGUUGAUGGUGGCUGGGUGCUGAACGGAACGAAGAUGUGGAUCACCAACGGACCUGACGCGGACUACAUUGUCGUGUACGCCAAGACUGAGCCUGAGAAGGCAUCCAAGGGCAUUACCGCUUUUGUCGUUGAAAAGUCCUUCAAAGGCUUCUCGUGUGCUCGCAAGCUGGACAAACUCGGUAUGCGUGGUUCAAACACUGGAGAGCUUGUGUUUGAAGAUGUUUUUGUCCCACGCGAGAAUCUACUUGGUGAGGUGAACAAGGGCGUCAGAGUUCUCAUGGAGGGUCUAGACCUCGAGCGGCUUGUUCUGAGUGCCGGUCCACUCGGCAUCAUGCAAGCCUGUCUCGACUUGGCCCUUCCCUACACUCACAUGCGGAAGCAGUUUGGGACACCCAUUGCCCACAACCAGUUGAUUCAGGGUAAAUUGGCCGACAUGUACACCAAGCUUGCCGCCUCACGGGCAUACACAUAUGCCACAGCUCGGGAGAUUGAUAACGGCGCAGUCUCCCCGAAUCCGAUGACCAUUCGGACUCAGGACUGUGCGGGCGCAAUCCUGUAUGCCGCUGAGCGUGCCACUGAGUGUUCACUGGAUGCCAUUCAGUUGAUGGGCGGAAACGGAUACAUCAACGAGAUUGCUGCUGGUCGACUGCUUCGCGAUGCCAAGCUAUACGAAAUUGGAGCUGGCACGAGUGAAAUUCGCCGGAUGGUCAUUGGUCGUGCGUUCAACAAGGAAUAUGCUUCCUAG